AUGGCGCAGCAAGGAGCUCAGCUGGACGGAGCAAAAUUCUGCUGUUCCAUCUGUUUGGAUCUACUGAAAGAUCCGGUGGCAAUUCCCUGUGGACACAGCUACUGUAUGAGCUGUAUUAACAACUUCUGGGAUGGAGAGGAUGAGAAGAAGACCUACAGCUGUCCUCAGUGCAGACAGACCUUCACACCGAGGCCUGUCCUGAUGAAAAACACCAUGUUAGCAGAUUUAAUGGCGGAGCUGAAGAAGACUGGACUCCAAGCUGCUGCUACUGGUCUCUGCUAUGCUGGACCUGAAGAUGUGGCCUGUGAUGUCUGUACUGGGAGGAAACUGAAAGCCCUCAAGUCCUGUCUGGUAUGUCUGGCUUCUUACUGUGAGAAACACCUCCAGCCUCAUUAUGAAUCAACAAAAUUUAAGAAACACAAGCUGGUCGACCCCUCAGAGAAUAUCCAGGAGAAAAUCUGCUCUCGUCAUGAUGAGGUGAUGAAGAUGUUCUGCCGUACUGAUCAGCAGAUUAUCUGUUCUCUCUGCUCUGUGGAGGAUCAUAAAGGCCACGACACAGUCUCAGCUGCAGCAGAAAGGACUGAGAGGCAGAGAGAGCUCGAGGUGAGUCAACAAAACAUCCAGCAGAGAAUCCAGGACAGAGAGAAAGGUGUGAAGCUGCUUCAACAGGAGGUGGAGGCCAUCACUUGCUCUGCUGAUAAAGCAGUGGAGGACAGUGAGAAGAUCUUCACUGAGCUGAUCCGUCUCCUCCAGAAAAGAAGCUCUGAUGUGAAGCAGCAGAUCAGAUCCCAGCAGGAAACUGAAGUGAGUCGAGUCAAAGAGCUUCAGGAGAAGCUGCAGCAGGAGAUCACUGAGCUGAAGAGGAAAGACACUGAACUGAAGCAGCUCUUACACACAGAGGAUCACAACCAGUUUCUACACAACUACCCCUCAGUGUCACAACUCAGUGAACCUACAGACUCAUCCAGCAUCAAUAUCCGUCCUCUGAGAUACUUUGAGGAUGUGACAGCAGCUGUGUCAGAGCUCAGAGAUAAACUACAGGACAUCCUGAAGGAGGAAUGGACAAACAUCUCACUGACUGAAGUGGAUGUAUUACUGCCACCACCAGAUCCCAAGACCAGAGAUGGAUUCUUAAAAUAUGCAUGUGAAAUCACUCUGGAUCCAAACACAGCACACGAAAAAGUGUUGUUAUCUGAGGGGAACAGAAAAGCAACAUCCAUUCAGCCACAGGGUUAUUCUAGACAUCCAGACAGAUUCACUGGUGAUCGUCAGGUCCUGAGUAGAGAGAGUCUGACUGGACGUUGUUACUGGGAGGUGGAGUGGGAAAGAGAAGUUAGAAUAGCAGUCUCUUACAAGAGUAUCGGCAGAGACGGGUGGAGUGAUUUUGGGAGCAAUGACAUAUCUUGGGCUUUAAGAUGUGACUAUUCGAAUUGUGGAUUCUGGUCCAAAUGUGUUAAAUCUCCCGUCUCAGGUCCUGUUUCCUCCAGAGUAGGAGUGUACCUGGAUCACAGAGCAGGUAUUCUGUCCUUCUACAAUGUCUCUGAAACCAUGACUCUCCUCCACAGAGUCCAGACCACAUUCACUGAGCCUCUCUAUGCUGGAUUUUUUCUUGGUUUUUUUUACGGAGCCACAGCUGAGAUCGCUAAACUCAAAUAGACUGGUGUCAUUUCAAACUUCAUGUCUCACAUUCUGUGUCAUAAUUAUUCCUAAUUUUUUGUCUCCAUGUC
Messenger RNA from Scomber scombrus (Atlantic mackerel), 1727 nucleotides. RefSeq names its product tripartite motif-containing protein 16-like. The record is from RefSeq and is a predicted model, not a curated record. Gene Ontology annotation, molecular function: protein binding; zinc ion binding. The coding region runs from base 1 to 1656 and encodes 551 amino acids. Lineage: Eukaryota; Metazoa; Chordata; Actinopteri; Scombriformes; Scombridae. The transcript has a single exon.